Molecule: messenger RNA, 234 nt
Organism: Penicillium hordei
Lineage: Eukaryota; Fungi; Ascomycota; Eurotiomycetes; Eurotiales; Aspergillaceae
Product: hypervirulence associated TUDOR domain-containing protein
Exons: 3
Coding region: 1-234 (77 amino acids)
Source: RefSeq, a predicted model, not a curated record
AUGGGUGAUAACAAAGUCACAGACAAAUACGGAAAUGUUAUUGAUCAUGGCGAUUAUGUUUCUACCAAAAUCCGUGGCGGAACACAUGAAGGACGUGUGGAAGAGAUAAUCACAGAUCUGCAACGAGCGGAAGAGGUUGGUGUGAAAAAUCCGCCAAAAGUACGCUUCGAGAAUAAGGAUGGUAAAAUGGUGGCACACAAUCCAGGCACCUUAGAAGUUGAUGACACCGAAUAA